This is a messenger RNA of Malania oleifera, 3331 nucleotides long. RefSeq names its product heat shock 70 kDa protein 15-like. The record is from RefSeq and is a predicted model, not a curated record. The transcript has 10 exons. Gene Ontology annotation, biological process: protein folding. Lineage: Eukaryota; Viridiplantae; Streptophyta; Magnoliopsida; Santalales; Ximeniaceae. Gene Ontology annotation, cellular component: nucleus; cytosol. Gene Ontology annotation, molecular function: ATP-dependent protein folding chaperone; ATP binding. The coding region runs from base 301 to 2880 and encodes 859 amino acids.
ACAGUCCCUCUGUUCUCUGGAGAGCUCUAGGACCACUUGACUCCCACCUCAUAUAAAAGCAAAUUACGAAGAAAGUAAACGUGAAAUUACAAAAUUACCCUCCCUCUCUCCCUCUCCUCCUCCCCUCUAUAAGGGCUCUCCUCUCUCCUCAGCACGCCGAUCUCUGCACUAAUACUUUGGAGAAUUCCAGAGAACAUCGUAAGCCGCUGUGCACACGACCCACUCCAUCCAGAUCGUUCCAGCUGCUUGUUUUGCUGGAGUAAACCAGUUUGCACCAAAUUGGUAUAACAUUUUGCAAAAAUGAGCGUUGUGGGUUUUGAUUUUGGCAAUGAGAGCUGUAUUGUUGCCGUGGCAAGGCAAAGGGGGAUCGAUGUUGUGCUGAAUGAUGAAUCAAAGCGGGAAACUCCAGCAGUUGUAUGUUUUGGAGAUAAGCAGCGGUUCAUUGGGACAGCUGGAGCUGCUUCAACCAUGAUGAAUCCAAAGAAUUCAGUUUCACAAAUAAAGCGGUUAGUUGGCCGCCCCUUUUUUGAUCCCGAGCUGCAACAAGAUCUAAAGUCAUUACCCUUUCUUGUUACAGAAGGGUCUGAUGGGUACCCCCUGAUCCAUGCUCGGUAUUUGGGAGAAGUGAGGGUUUUUACGCCAACACAGCUUUUGGGUAUGGUAUUUUCUGAUCUGAAGGGUAUAGCUGAGAAGAAUUUGAAUGCUGCGGUGGUGGACUGCUGUAUUGGUAUACCAGUUUAUUUUACUGAUCUUCAAAGAAGGGCUGUUUUAGAUGCAGCUACAAUUGCAGGCUUACACCCUCUUCGCUUGUUCCAUGAAACAACAGCUACAGCUUUGGCAUAUGGGAUUUAUAAGACAGAUUUGCCUGAGAAUGACCAAUUAAAUGUUGCCUUUGUUGACAUUGGCCAUGCUAGCAUGCAAGUGUGUGUUGCUGGUUUCAAGAAAGGCCAGUUGAAGAUACUGUCACAUUCAUUUGAUCGGUCUCUAGGUGGUAGAGAUUUUGAUGAGGUUCUAUUCCAGUAUUUUGCACAAAAGUUUAAGGAAGAGUACAAAAUUGAUGUUUUCCAGAAUGCGAGGGCUUGUCUCAGACUUCGAGCUGCCUGUGAAAAGUUGAAGAAGGUUCUUAGUGCUAAUCCAGAAGCUCCCUUGAACAUAGAAUGUUUGAUGGAUGAGAAGGAUGUUAGGGGUUUUAUCAAGAGGGAUGAGUUUGAGAAAAUUAGUGUCCCAAUAUUGGAGCGAGUGAAGAAACCUUUGGAGAAAGCUCUAUAUGAUGCUGGCCUUACACGAGAGAAUAUCCAUGCAGUGGAGGUUGUUGGCUCUGGGUCUCGUGUUCCUGCAGUCAUCAGGAUAUUGACAGAUUUCUUUGGCAAGGAACCGAGGCGUACAAUGAAUGCCAGUGAAUGUGUUGCCAAAGGUUGUGCACUGCAGUGUGCUAUUCUUAGUCCUACAUUCAAAGUACGAGAAUUCCAGGCCCAUGAUUGUUUCCCCUUUCCAAUUGCUUUAUCAUGGAAAGGCUCUGCUCCAGACUCUCAGAAUGGAGGUGCAGAAAAUCAGCAAAGCACAAUAGUGUUCCCUAAGGGAAACCCAGUACCUAGUGUCAAGGCUCUGACUUUCUACAGAUCAGGCACGUUCAGUAUUGAUGUACAUUAUGCAGAUGUUAGUGAUGUUCAUGUGCCAGCAAAGAUCAGCACAUAUGCAAUUGGUCCUUUUCAAUCUACAAAAAGUGAACGGGCCAAAGUGAAGGUGAAAGUUCGCCUAAAUAUUCAUGGGAUCGUGUCUGUGGAGUCAGCAACUCUAUUGGAAGAAGAAGAAAUUGAAAUUCCAGUUGUUAAAGAGCCUGCAAAAGAAGCUACUAAGAUGGAGACUGAUGAAGCAUCAGGUGCUGUUCCCCCUCCUUCCGGUACCAGUGAAACUGAUGUAAAUAUGCAAGAUGCUAAGGGUACUGCUGAUGCUCCUGGAGUUGAAAAUGGUGUUCCAGAAUCAGGUGAAAAGACUCUGCAGAUGGAAACAGACACAAAGGUUGAAGUACCAAAGAAGAAGAUCAAGAAAACCAACAUCCCUGUCACAGAAUUGGUAUAUGGUGGAAUGGCACCUGCAGAUGUGCAGAAAGCAGUAGAGAAGGAGUUUGAAAUGGCUUUGCAAGAUCGAGUUAUGGAAGAAACAAAAGACAAGAAAAAUGCUGUGGAGGCUUAUGUUUAUGACAUGAGAAACAAGCUUCAUGACAAAUAUCAAGAUUUUGUUACCCCUUCGGAGAGGGAAGGUUUUGCUUCCAAACUUCAGGAGGUGGAAGAUUGGCUGUAUGAAGAUGGUGAAGAUGAGACCAAAGGUGUUUAUAUUGCGAAGCUUGAGGAGCUAAAAAAGCAAGGUGACCCAAUUGAGGAGAGAUACAAGGAGCACUCAGAGCGGGGUGCGGUGCUUGAUCAACUUGGAUAUUGUAUUAAUAGUUACAGAGAGGCAGCAAUGUCAAAUGAUCCUAAAUUUGAUCACAUUGAUAUGGCUGAAAAGCAGAAGGUGCUGACCGAAUGUGUGGAAGCCGAGGUCUGGAUAAGAGAUAAAAAACAGCAUCAGGAUUCGCUUCCCAAAUAUGCUACUCCCAUUCUUUUGUCAGCUGAUGUUAGAAGGAAGGCAGAAGCCCUUGACAGGUUUUGCAGGCCAAUAAUGACUAAGCCAAAACCUGCCAAGCCAGCUCCGCCUGAAACUCCACCGCCACCUGCUGCUCAGGGAAAUGAGACACCACAAGAAGCUGGGGAAUCUCCUCCAAAUGCUGACAACUCAACUAGCAGCCCCAACCCCAGCACGGAGGAUGGCAGUACAGAGGUACCUCCAGCUGCUGCAGAGCCAAUGGAGACUGAGAAGUCCGAGACUACAAGUGCUGCAUAAAUUAUUAAGUAGAGUUGUUUGUAUUUUCAUGACCUUCGCAGGCUUACGUUUGGUUCCAUUUGUAUUGGUUUGUGCCUGGAAUUCUAUAUCUUCAAGGCUGGCAGUGAGGAGGGCUAUGCUAGGAACUUCGUUUGAAUAUAUGAAGCCAUUUUCUGGUCGGCGGCGUGCAAAUUCUGUUAGGUAGGGGCGUGUCACUCUGGAAUCCUGUUUUUAAAAGGGUUAAUAGGAUAACUUUGAAAAGACUCUGUAAUUCCCUACUCUGGUGAGGACUGAGGCCUAAAUUUAUACUUUGAAACGGCGUUGCUAUUUUAUGUUGGAAGGAUUAGCCUCAGCCUUACAUUUCAUUUACGGGUUCUUGUUAUCAAUGGUCUGAGAAUCUUUGGACUCUGGAAGAUUUGUUUCCAUCAUGUUUGAUCUUUUUGAAUGAAUUCUUAUAAGAUAUUGCGGUUUA